AUAUCAAGCCACGUGGCAGCCACGUGAACUCGUCUUCAACCUUAGAACCGACUUUUUCCAUUUUCUUAUACCCUAAGCUAAAACGUACAUAAAUCUUGAAACCCCAUCUACACAUCUUCACAAAGUUCUUUCCUUUUUGUGUGUAAAUCCAAACUGGGUAAUCAAGAAUCCAAAAAAAAAACUAUGGCUUCUCAAAAUCCAUCUCCUCCCAAAUUAUACCCAGAAGUUAUUGAUUCAAACCCAGAAUCAUCUUCUCCAUUUAUUACAAAUACCCAAAAGAACAAAUCAUCUUCUUCUAUGUACCCAACUAUUGAUAUGAAAGAUCUAGCAGAGAAUCUAUUCCCAGAAACUGAAAACAGUCAGCCUAAUCAAAAUUCCAACUUUGUAUCACUGGAAGAAGUGAUUGUCCAAAUCCCAGGUGCGAUUGUCCAUCUGAUCGACAAAGAACGUAGCAUCGAACUCGCUAGUGGUGAAUUCGAGAUUGUUCAACUAAAACAGGGCGACAACGUUGUUGCUGUUCUUGCACGUGUCGGAGAUCAGAUUCAAUGGCCUUUAGCGAGAGAUGAAGCUGCUGUUAAGCUUGAUGAAUCUCACUAUUUCUUCACUCUUCGUGUACCUUCUGAAGCAAAUGAUGAAGAUGGAUACGCAGAGAAUUUACUCAACUAUGGUUUGACAAUAGCUUCGAAAGGGCAAGAAAGACUGUUAAAGGAGUUAGAUUUAGUAUUGGAGAAGUACAGUGCGUUUAGAGUGGAGAAAGUGAAGAAGGAUAAAGGGGUUGCAGAAAAAUGGUGGAUGGCGCCAAAAGAUGUUUCACCAGAAGAGAUGGAGAAGAAAAAGGAGGAUGUGGAGAGGAGUUCUGCGGCAUACUGGACAACUUUGGCUCCGAAUGUUGAGGAUUAUAGUAGCAGUAUUGCAAGAAUGAUUGCAGCCGGGUCGGGUCAGUUGAUAAAGGGGAUAUUGUGGUGUGGGGAUAUUACUGUGGAUAGAUUGAAGUGGGGGAAUGAUGUGUUGAUGAAGAGGAUGGGAAAAGGAAGUAACUCUGAGAUUAGCCCUGAGGCUAUGAGAAGGAUGAGAAGGGUGAAGAAGAUGACAAAAAUGUCAGAGAAAGUGGCAACUGGUAUACUCUCAGGAGUAGUGAAGGUCUCUGGAUUCUUCACAAGUUCUAUUGCAAACUCAAAAGCUGGUCAGAGAUUCUUUAGCCUUCUUCCGGGAGAAAUUGUUCUUGCUUCCUUGGAUGGAUUCAAUAAGGUUUGUGAUGCCGUUGAAGUGGCCGGAAAGAAUGUGAUGUCAACGACCUCAGUAGUGACAACUGGUCUUGUUCAACAGAGGCAUGGUGACCAGGCGGCACAGAUGACACGUGAAGGAUUCGAUGCUGCAGGGCAUGCUUUAGGGACUGCAUGGGCAGUGUUUAAGAUAAGAAAAGCUCUGAAUCCAAAGGGUGCUAUCAAGCCUACUACAGUUGCAAAAGCUGCUGCUCAAGCUAACCUUGCUAAACUGAAGAGCAAGCAGAAGUAGAUCCGGAUGUUCCACUUGCCAUCAUCUCUUAACUUCCAUUGAUCACUUAGUUUUAUUUAUUGCUUAAUUAGAGAGUUUGUCUUUGCUUUGACAGAAUGUAUGUCAAACUUUGAAUUUACAGGAAUCAUAGUGUAUGUAUUGGCUUUAUUACUCUAGUGUGGUUGCUUGAAAAUUAGAAAUGGAAAAAGUAGUAGUAA
Solanum lycopersicum (tomato) is the source of this 1712-nucleotide messenger RNA. Its product is annotated as protein EARLY-RESPONSIVE TO DEHYDRATION 7, chloroplastic. Gene Ontology annotation, cellular component: plasma membrane. Lineage: Eukaryota; Viridiplantae; Streptophyta; Magnoliopsida; Solanales; Solanaceae. The record is from RefSeq and is a predicted model, not a curated record.